AUUUCGGCUGCGAAAUCGCUCCACCUGGACCUGUAUCCCCGUACCUGACAGGACUUACGACAUUUACCGACCGAGUGUCAUCCUCGCACACUUUCGAAAUCCACCUCGUUAUCCAUAUGCUGCCUUGCUACUACGACUGCGUAUCGUCCAACUUCUUGGUGUGAACGACGCCGGGGCGACAGGGCUUGAUUGUUCUUUCAACAGUACAAGCUGAAAGAUUCACCUAAGUUUUUUCUCCCUGCGCUAGGUCUUGAUCUGAGUCAAGACUUCGUACCUUCGCACAUCCAUUCAGCUCGUCCAACGACCCAGCAUCAGACGCACUACGCAGUCGCAAUGGCUUCUCAACAAGUCAAUGGUGCAGAGAAGCCGAAGAGCAGGGUGUUGCAGCAGGUAGAUCUUGAUGGUCACGACCUGCCUCCCUCCCCCGCGCCGUCCAGCCCGAGAAACGGAAGACGGUACGCUCUGGCUACAGAAUUGGUCUUCACCGAGGGCAACGACCAAUACAAUGCCUCCAGCGUACCCAUUUAUCAGUCCGCUACCUUCAAGCAGACGUCAGCGGAUGGCUCGGGCGGGGAAUAUGACUACACGCGCUCAGGCAACCCGACGCGCACGCAUCUAGAGCGACACCUCGCCAAGAUCAUGAACGCCCAGCGAGCUCUAGUUGUCUCGUCUGGCAUGGCAGCCAUGGACGUCAUUAGCAGACUCCUCCGGCCUGGAGAUGAAGUUGUGGCUGGAGACGACUUGUACGGCGGCACGAACCGGCUACUCAAAUAUCUGAGCACCAACGGCGGCAUCAUUGUGCAUCACGUCGACACGACGAAUCCGGACAAGGUGAAGGCCGUCCUCAGCGAGAAGACCGCCAUGGUGUUCCUCGAGACGCCCACAAACCCCCUCAUCAAGAUUGUGGACAUCCCCACAAUCGCCGCUGCGGCCCACGAGAAGAAUGCAAGCACCCUCGUCGUCGUGGACAACACCAUGCUUUCGCCAAUGCUGCUCAACCCUCUCGAUCUCGGUGCGGACAUUGUGUACGAAUCUGGCACAAAGUACCUGUCCGGUCACCAUGAUCUUAUGGCCGGUGCCAUUGCCGUUAACGACACGUCCCUUGGCGAGAAGUUGUACUUCACCAUCAACGCCUCGGGAUGCGGCUUGUCUCCCUUCGACUCGUGGCUGCUCCUCAGAGGCAUCAAAACUCUGGGUGUGCGCAUGGAGAAGCAGCAGGCAAACGCACAACGCAUCGCUGAAUUUCUCGAAUCGCAUGGUUUCAAAGUGCGCUACCCAGGCCUGAAGUCGCACCCACAGUACACGCUGCACUGGUCCAUGGCACGCGGCGCAGGAGCUGUGCUCUCCUUUGAGACAGGCAGCACGUCGGUCAGUGAGCGCAUCGUGGAGUCAGCGAAGCUAUGGGCUAUCAGCGUAAGCUUUGGCUGUGUGAAUAGCUUGAUCAGCAUGCCGUGCCGCAUGAGCCACGCCAGCAUUGACGCAAAAACACGGGCGGAAAGGCAGAUGCCCGAGGAUCUGAUCAGACUGUGCGUAGGAAUCGAGGACCCGGAGGAUCUCAUCGACGAUCUCAGAAGGGCGCUUGUGCAGGCCGGUGCUGUCCGGGUAACGAUUGACGGAAUUGAGGGCCUCAAUCUAAACAGCGAAGGUCCGUCGAGCCGUUCUUCAUGAAGUUUGCGCGGCGCUUUUGUCAUCACCUAAUUUCUGCAUUUUGGUUCAGCGUUGUCGCAUGUCCGGUAUGCAUCACACAAAUGAAAAACAAAAGUGGAAGGACGUACGCUUGCAUAGCAUCGGUCACAAAAAGAAAAAGUUUGACAAUGGGGGAUAAAAACGCAUAUGUAUAUAUUUUUGAAAUUUCCCAAUGCCUCAGAUACCAACGUUUGCCUCUAUGCUGCCGCUACUUCAUUCCUCGCCCCUACCGGAUUAUAAGCAUGCAUUCAUAGCCAAAUGGAUCGUUCACACGUUCAAAUUUCAGACAGCGCAUUCGUCAGGAAGAGCCAUCCGCC
This is a messenger RNA of Verruconis gallopava, 2003 nucleotides long. RefSeq names its product cystathionine beta-lyase. Gene Ontology annotation, molecular function: pyridoxal phosphate binding. Gene Ontology annotation, biological process: 'de novo' L-methionine biosynthetic process; transsulfuration. The coding region runs from base 334 to 1668 and encodes 444 amino acids. Lineage: Eukaryota; Fungi; Ascomycota; Dothideomycetes; Venturiales; Sympoventuriaceae. Gene Ontology annotation, cellular component: cytoplasm. The transcript has 2 exons. The record is from RefSeq and is a predicted model, not a curated record.